Dichomitus squalens LYAD-421 SS1 is the source of this 825-nucleotide messenger RNA. RefSeq lists its product as uncharacterized. The coding region runs from base 1 to 612 and encodes 203 amino acids. The transcript has 2 exons. The record is from RefSeq and is a predicted model, not a curated record. Gene Ontology annotation, molecular function: protein binding. NCBI's taxonomy places the organism in Eukaryota, Fungi, Basidiomycota, Agaricomycetes, Polyporales, Polyporaceae.
AUGGCCACAAGCCAAAUCACUCCUCCCAUUUGCCCCAACCGUAACGAGGAACCGCCAAAGACCCUUGUGCCAUUCUCCGCAUUGAACAACGAUGUCCUGCACGAAAUCGCCUCCCAUCUCUCUGGACGGGACGCCUUGAACUUUGCUCUCACUUGCCGUUGCAUCCACGACUUAGCCAUUCAUCGCGUUUCCUGCACUCUGUUCUGCAAGACGGCCGCCGAUUUGCGUCGCGCGCGCCUCUAUCACCUUCAGGGACUCCUUCGGCGUGCUAUCUUUCUCCGCAGUCUCUCUAUUGCCGACUCCGUCUUUAUCGACCGCCCGUGGCAAGACGACCUCAACUGGGCUGACCCAAAGACGACAUACGAGUACUCCCUCGCCACACUUGUCGGAGACAUCCUCGAGGCAGCGCAGAAUCUAAACCACUUGCGGCUCGAGCAUUUCGCACACCUCGUGCGCCAUGAGCCCCGCAUACGCGAUGCUGUCGCGGCCAUGACUCACCUAGCUGGUCUCGAGCUCUCCGAGGUUGAUGUGGAGUCGCUGGAUAUCUUCCGCGACCUACGCAGUGAUCUUCAUUAUCUUCAAAUUUCUACGGACAAAUGGUCGAAACUUUGACACGCCUUUUGUUACCCGUUUCGAAGCGAACAAGAUGCUCGAUGCUAUACACAACGCCCUGGCGGCUGUUUCUUCUUUCAAACUUCUUCAGGCGCUCGACUUGAAACUUACUGGGAUUGACUGUUGGCCUUCCGACCGUCCGCUGGAGCCGAGAGAAGACAUCAUAACUCUUCCUCACAUUCGCCACCUCACUAUCCAUCAGUACUCGCCCGU